Molecule: messenger RNA, 3352 nt
Organism: Rhinichthys klamathensis goyatoka
Lineage: Eukaryota; Metazoa; Chordata; Actinopteri; Cypriniformes; Leuciscidae
Gene: bend3
Product: BEN domain containing 3
Exons: 4
Coding region: 330-2798 (822 amino acids)
Biological process (GO): rDNA heterochromatin formation
Cellular component (GO): heterochromatin
Molecular function (GO): DNA binding
Source: RefSeq, a predicted model, not a curated record
CGCAGGGCCUACUGAAAUGACCGAGAGUCACGAGAAGUCCCACGCCACAGUGCGCACUUCGCUCAUUUUACGGCCACGGCGCCGCAGCUCAAGGAUUCACGUGGGGUGGGCUGGCAAAAAUCCCACAGCGAACCCACAGCUGUGCGGAAAUGACACAGUGCCGUCACGUCACGCGAGAGGGCACUGACUAGAGAAAGAAGAAGAAAAAAAAGCAGCGGAGAGAAACACGGACAACAGUUACCCGUGGACAAAUCCACUGGAUUUAAAGACGCGACCAUGGCUGAUGCCUCCUAACUUACUGCACACGGCUGCCCGGCAUCGCAAAGGAUAUGAGCUCCUCUGUGUGCAUGGUUAAUGCAGACGGACAAGUGCCUGAUAAAAAAGUUAAAGUCGAGAAAGAUGCAGAGGACAUUAUUGAAAACUCAGAGGGAAAGAUGGAGAGCUUCAUUAAGCGCAUUACAAAACGUUUAGCAACACACGCAGGCCCUGAGGUGGAACGGUCCACUAGCGGGAAGAGGGUCAAGGUGACAACACAGGCAGGAGAACAUCCUGACGGCAGUUCAGAUGAUGGAAGCAGGUCAUGCUCUCACGGCCACAGAUUAUCUCCUCAGGAGCAGAUUUCCAUCUCUUCAUACAGGAAACCACUCUACAGCAUCACGCAUCGUAUUUCUGAGCGUAAAGCUGCAUCCAAUCUGGACCAGCACGGAGCUCACAAUGGAGUCAGAGCAAGCCAUAAUGGGGUCCAGUUCCAAAAACUGGGCAAUUCUAGAAAGCAUCACAUGUUUAAGGCCUCGCCUACUGUGGGGAUCACGGGUUCUCCUGCUGCCUUGGAUUCUCACCUCUACCCGCUCAUCGAGAAGAUGUUCUUCCUCCUCAACACACUGAAUUCCAGUAUGACCCAGCUGCACAGUAAGGUGGACUUGCUCUCGUUGGAAGUGACGCGCAUUAAAAAGCAGAUGAAGCCCUCUGAGAUGGUCAUGGAAUUUCAACCUCCUCCUGAAUACCAGUUGACUAGUGAUGAGCUCACCCAGCUGAUGGAGCAAACGUCCACUGCGGGCGAGCUUGGCUGCAGACUCCUCGUUCAACUGUUCCCAGAACUUUUCACAGCAAAGGAAUGCAUGCACAGCUGCAGCACAUGCAGCAUUACAACUAAACGGACAUUAGAUUCAUUGCACCUUCAGUUAAUACGUAACUAUGUGGAAGUCUGCUACCCGCAGGUAAAAAAUGAAAAUGUCUGGCAGACGGAGUGCUUGCUGCAGAUCAAUGAUUUCUUGAAUCGUUUCUGGGCUCAGAAGGACAUGGAGAGUGGUCAGAUGUGUGACAAACAGGCUCCGAUGGUUGUUGGGUUUGACAUGGAACCGAAUCACACUUUCCAUUUUAUCAGUGAAGAUGCCCAGGACGAGAGUUUUUCCCUCAACUCUGGAGAGAACAAUGAUGUUCAUCCUAAUAAUGCCAGCUCAGAUAUAGCGUUCGACCCCCAUGAGGCUGCUGGUGACGACUCUGAAGACUUGACUUCCCCAGAGGAGCUUGUCGUUUUUUUGUUGAACAGACUCUUCCCAGAGGUGUUUGAGGAGGGCAAGUUGCCAGAGGGCCACAACAGCAUUGGACAGUUGAUCAUUGACUCGGACAGACUGGAAAUUAUACGAAAAUACAUGGAGGCCAAUUUUCCUGAUAUCCCAGAGGAAACCUGGCUGCAGUUGUGUGUACAACGAAUGGAGGAAGCACUGGAGAACUCUUCAGUAAAUGUCAGUGGUCGUGACACCCGAGAGAUGUAUGAUACCACCCGUCUCCCUGAUAACAUCUCCAUUGUUAAGAUCGGUGACCUGUGUGAUUAUGAGAAACCAAAUCGCAGGUCUAAAAAAUCAUGGCUCGAGCCUGUGGAUUUCGAUAAACUACAGAUCCCUCCUCCAGACUUUGUUGUUCCACAGGAGUAUUUACUUACUAAGGAACAGCUAAAAUGCAACUACGAAUGCAGUUUAUCAAUUGGGAACUUUGCAUCUCGUCUCCUGGUUCUCAUGUUCCCUGAGCUCUUCACUUUCGAGAAUGCGCGAAAAUACUACAACUGCAGCGGAUCUCUAGGAAAGAAGCAGCUGGAUCCUAUACGAAUCAAUCUCAUCCGACAUUACGUCCAGCUACUCUACCCACAAGCCAAGAACGACCGUGUGUGGACUCUUGAGUUUGUCGGCAAACUUGAUGAGCGUUGCAGGCGACGGGAUACUGACCAACGACGUUCAUACCAGCAACAACGGAAGGCCUGUUCGCCUGACCAAGAGCCUGACCCAAAAGACUCUCUGCUAACUGCUGGCCAAAUCAAUGUUCUCACUUCAGAUCGUGUGAAAGAGGACUCUGAAGUCCUGUCUUCACCCCUGGAGAAAAGCAGCAAAGAUUUCUGCAAGAUUCCUCUGGAGGACCUCUCGGUGUCUACCCCAGACUUCCCAGUGCCUUCUGACUACCUGCUCACGGAUGCUGAAGUGAGGGAGAUUGUCCAACAGAGUCUGUCUGUGGGAAAUUUUGCUGCCCGCCUUCUCGUUCGUCUUUUCCCAGAGCUUUUCACGCAGGACAAUUUACGGCUGCAGUACAACCACUCUGGGGCCUGCAACAAGAAACAGCUGGACCCUGUGCGCCUCCGACUUAUUCGUCAUUACGUGGAGGCCGUCUACCCUGUUGACAAAAUGGAGGAGGUGUGGCACUAUGAAUGCGUGCCAAGCAUUGACGAGCGCUGCAGGCGCCCCAAUCGCAAGAAAUGUGACAUUCUAAAGAAGGCAAAGAGAUCAAACAACACUGUGACUUAUUCUUAAUCAACGUUCCUGCAAAGUGCAGACCUGUUUUCCUAUAUUUUACACAACAUACCUGUUAUUUGCACAAGUCCAUAAGCUGAAGCAUAUUGAAACUUGUCCUUGUUUAAGGUCCAGUUCAUGUCCAUAGCCUUUAAACAGGAUGGGAUAGUAGGUGACAGCAAAGUUUGUGAUUGAAGCCACUAUCACUUGACAGAUAUUAGUGUUACUAUUUAUAUGCCAAAAUAUUAUUGAUGUUAUUCUAAUGAUUAAUAGAUAAGCUAAAGUUAGCCUUAAAUCAACUUAAAUGUAAACAUUUAGUACUUUAAAAAUAAUAGGUCACUUUAGUUUGGGGUGAGGGUAGAGAAGAUGCAUAUAUAUAUAUAUAUAUAUAUAAAGAAGAUACAGUAUAUAUAUUGUUUUAAGUUGUAGCAAUGUUGCAGCACUGGCUUUUUCUAAUUAUCAACAUAUUGAAGUAUGUCUUGCCUUACAAGAAGUCAAACUUACUCAUCUGUACUAAACUAUAGCACCAGGUUAUAUGUUAUAUAUUUUUAAAUAAAAAUUCACUUCCUAGCUGA